AUAACGAACAACAGUGUCACUGUAUCUUAUCUGAGUGAAAGCCCUUGCUGAACGAUCCCAGCUCCACCUCUCGUUUCUCGAGUUAUGGCGCUCUAGCGCCCGUGCCAACGCCCUGAAGGGCCCCUAGAUACCAACUAGCGAAAUGGUCUUUGCGCGGGAUGCAGCGGUGGUGGUCAAGGGCAGGGAUGGUCGCACCGUGCUGCUGCAAAGUCGGGGACUGGACAUCCAGCAGGCGAACAUGGCUGCCUCGGAGGGGAUGGCCACGCUCCAAGCAGCUUCCACCAACGCGGAUGCGUGGGACAUCCUCUCCAACUCACAAGGCGCGCCGCUGUUGUGCGGCCGCGUGGAGGUCAUGCACUCGCAGCUGGCAGUGACGUACCGAGUGGUGGGGCCGCUGGUGUUCCUAGUGGUCACGCCGCCCGCCGCCAAUGCCUUCAGCUGCGUGCAGCUGCUGGGACAGGUGGUGCGGGUAGUGAUGGGGCCGGCGGAGGGCAAGGCCGCGGCGGAGCUGACGGCGGAGCGGCUACAGCGCAAGUUCGGCGAGGUAUACCUGGCGGUGGAUGCGCUGCUGGGUAGCGGCGGCAUCCUGGAGGCUGGCGCGGCGCUGGCGCGUGCUAACGCCACGCUGGAGCAGUUGCACGACAAGAGCAAGGUAGCGGCGGAGGCGGCACCCAAGCAGGUGCCCAAGCAGCAGCAGGCCAAGCGCAGGACGCUCCAGGGCGCCAUCGACCAGCUGGCCCGCCUGUCCUUCACCGGCGCCGGCGCCGUCAUGCAGGCCGUGCCGCCGCGGCCCGGCUUCCAGCUGCCGGACACUUCCAACACCGCAGGGCCGCCGCCACAGGCACGUGCCGCCGCCGCGGCGCCUGGUGCGGCUGCUGCGGCAGCGACUGGCUUCGACGAUGACGACGACAUUUUCAACUUCAAACCCAAGAAGGACGCGGCGGCGGCCAAGCCCGCGCUGCCGGCUGGCGCCGACCCCAACGACCCCUUCGCCAUGUCCGACGUGGCGCCGCUGGCUGUGGCGGCCGCAGACGCCAAGAAGCCAGACGACUGGCAGUCGUUUGACGGCAAGGACGGCAAGAAGAAGGAACUAGGAUUCGAGGACAACGCUUUCGGUGCCGGUGCCGCUGCGCCUGCCGCGCCGGCGCCCAUCGUGCCGGCCGAGCCCGUGCUGCGCCUGACGGAGUUCUGGCGAGGCGAGGCGGCGGGCGGGCGGCUGGUGCGGGCUGGCGUGGCGGGCCGCGUGGAGUGGGUGAGCGAGGGCGCCAAGGCCAAGGUUCACACCGUGCAGUUCAUGGUGCAGCCGCCCGAGCCCGCCAACAGCUUCCUGGCCGCGGCGUUGUCCUCCGCGCGCCGCCACCCCGCAGCCACCAAGCAGGGCCGCGCCGCCGGCGUGCUAGUGGCGGACGGCAUCGCCGCCAAGCCGCACGCCGGCGCGCCGCUGCUCGCCUACCACCUGCCGCCCGCCGCCGUGGCGCCGCCACCGCUGCAGGCGCGGCUCGGCACCUCCUGCCAGCUACUGCCUGACGGGCGGCGGCUGGUCACGGUGGGCGUGCACUACGCGGUGAGUCCGCGGCUGGCGCCGCGGACUGCCGCCCUGCGCGCGGAGCUGCGCUUGCCGGCGCUGCUGGAGUCGCCGGUGCGGGCGGCGCCGGCCGGUGCAACGUUCGACGCAAAGGCCCGAGCCCUAUCGUGGGAGCUGCCUGGGGACAAGCUGGCAGCGGGGCUCGACAACGGCGGCGGCGCGGCGGAGCCGCUGGUGGCGUGCUUCUUGUUUGGAGGGGAGGAGGCGGCGCUGGUGGCAGCGCUGGCGCAGCGGCUGAGCGGCGUGUUGGUACUGCGCGGGGUGGUGGGGGGUGCGGGCGGCAGUGGCAGCCUCAGCGGCGCGAGCCUGGCGCAGGGCGUGGUGGAGCUGGAGCUGACGCCGGCGCUAUGCAGCUGGAGCGCGGAGCUGGAGGUUAAAUCAUAGGCUGCUGCUGGUGGCUUGGCCGAGCUUCGAUUGAACAGGUCGCGGAGAAAGAUAUGGCGGGGGAGAAGGGGGGAUUAUAGGGUAAGGACGCUGCCAUGUGUGUAUGCAAUGGACACGCGCGACUGUCUUCGCCGCCGUUACCUUGUAAAUAUUAUUAUGU
Chlamydomonas reinhardtii is the source of this 2129-nucleotide messenger RNA. RefSeq lists its product as uncharacterized. The transcript is spliced from 11 exons. The record is from RefSeq and is a predicted model, not a curated record. Lineage: Eukaryota; Viridiplantae; Chlorophyta; Chlorophyceae; Chlamydomonadales; Chlamydomonadaceae. The coding region runs from base 143 to 1969 and encodes 608 amino acids.